Molecule: messenger RNA, 3202 nt
Organism: Pocillopora damicornis (cauliflower coral)
Lineage: Eukaryota; Metazoa; Cnidaria; Anthozoa; Scleractinia; Pocilloporidae
Product: high-affinity lysophosphatidic acid receptor-like
Biological process (GO): G protein-coupled receptor signaling pathway
Cellular component (GO): membrane
Molecular function (GO): G protein-coupled receptor activity
Source: RefSeq, a predicted model, not a curated record
GUCGCCCAAGAGGGACGUGAAUAUUAUAACCGGACGUACAUGUGCACGAAACUCGAGUUAUUUACUUUGGUUUUUAAAGUAAACUCGUCAAGAAAAAGCUGCAUGCUGAAGCUUUGACGAGGUAGAUUUUCGCUCACAAGAUGGAAGGACACUUAGCGUUCAUUUUGCCGUGGGCGACAGCGGUGAUCCUGUGAGGAUACAUCUGAACAUCUGCCAUCUCUUAUUUAAACAGGAGAUCCUUAAAUUGCGGACAGUAGCCAUGGUUUUAUUUGGAAUAAUAUCAGAAUUACGCAGUAGAAGUUGGGAAAUUAGCUGCCACUAACAGCGGUUAAAUAAGCGAAAAAGACAAAUAUCAAGCUACGAAGAACCAGCGAUCUGGUAUUUUUAAUUUGACUUACGAUCGAGAUAUUGAACGCCAAGUGAAGAUCAAAACCUGUGUGGUCCGUAUUCUCACGCGAAUUUCUACGGUGCCAAAGAGGCGAUUUUUUGAUCGAUGCUAGAGUGGGAUGCCGAGAGAUUACUGCCGUCAAAACAGAGAACCUGCCGCUGACAGGUUAUGGUGAACGACACAGAACGUAUACACAACGCGAGCAGUAAUGUGUUGUUAACGAGUGGAAACAGUACCUCAAGUCCAAGUCGAGUUCCUUCGAGUUUCAUGCCAUUUUCAACAGCAUGUGUGAUACCUUUUGGUUUGCUAUUUAUUUUAAUGUGCUUGGUCAGUAUAUUGGGAAAUUCGAUCGUUUGCUACAUCGUUUAUCAAAAACCCGCCAUGCGAUCAGCCAUAAACAUUUUAUUGGCGACAUUAGCGAUGGCCGAUGUGCUCACAGCAUCGAUGUGUAUGCCUUUUGCUAUCGUAUCCUUGAUUGCUCAGAGAUGGGUUUUUGGCGAUAUAUUUUGUCAAAUAAAUGCCGUUUUGUUUAGCUUCUUGGUGACAGAAGGGACCUUCGUAUUGUUGACGAUAUCAGUGGACCGUUUCAUGAUAAUUGUCCAACGCAAAGACACACUCACACCUCGAAAGGCGAAAAUGUACAUUGUUAUCUCUUGGAUUUUGGCAGUUGUGGUUGUUUUACCUCCCGUUUUCGGUUGGGGUAAAUAUGGUUAUGAGGUGGGUCAAAUUCAGUGCUCGCUGGAAUGGCCUAGCCGAAGCGCCAUUGAUUUAUCAUACGGCCUGUUUUUUUUUAUCACAACAUUUUCAAUUCCGCUACUUGUAAUGACAUAUUGCUUCGGGUCUAUUUUAAGAACCGUUCGAAGGAACUCGACACGCAUUCAAAAUCACCCACCCGUACCUGGUGGGGUGAUGACUAAAAUGCACCGACCAGGCAAGAUGAACAUCGACUACAGUUUCAAGACAAGGGCUUUCACCACUAUAUUAAUCCUAUUUAUUCUCUUCGUAAUCUGCGGUUUUCCUUUCACUGUGAUCCGCUUUCAUUUGCUUUUUAAAGGAUAUGAGAAGUCAUUGUCUUACACAGCCGAUCUGGUGGUCGUAUUAAUUGCCUACUUAAACUCAACCCUGAAGCCCAUAAUUUAUUACAUUCGCAUCAGUAAAUUUCGAGAAGCUUGCUUGGAUAUUAUGCCUUCUUGGUGUCACGUUCCACACUGUUUACCAGGACGGACGAUGAGGCGCAUACGACCACAUGUAGUUUAUGAAGUGGACAAAAAAUUUGCAACAUCAGUGCUUUAACAGCACUUAGUUCACAAAGGUAUAUUUAAGAUGUUUUAGGACAACUCACAGCAAUGCUUACAUUUUUACAAUAGAUAGAGGCAGGUUGAGUUUCAAUAUACUGAACCUAAGAAUAUAUUUAUAAAGAGUAAUUAUUUUAUGGUAAUGUGGUUGUAAAUUUAAAACGUCAUACAGAUCACACUCUUAAUGAGCCAUUUACUUCAUUUAAGUCCUUCCAUUUGGUUUUGUUUUUGCUAUGGAUUUCAAAUGCCCAUGAUUUCAACAUAGUACCAAAGCUUCUAUGACAACCAGCAGUUUUUUACUAUUUUCCUAUUUUUCACCACUAAGAAUAGAUGAAUCUUCAGGGUGGCAUGUCCAUGAUAACUGAUUGAUAAUUCUGUACUCAAGACCUUAAGUUAAAAUUCUGAGUCAGAUUGGAUCAAAUCAGGACAUGUUAUUUAUAUUAAAAUCAGUUCUCUUUGCUAUAUGCUAGAUGCUUCCCACUAUUUACCUUUGAGAAUUUGGUUUUAAAUCAAUCAUGCUAUAUCUCCUAAUUAAUUUUUUCUUUUCUAAUCAACUUUCUGCCAAUCAAUUUACUGAUAUUGUAUAGGGAAAUUACUUAUUGGUUACCCCUGGGAGUGAGAGGAUGAAAUGAUGCUUCUAAGGACUAGAUAGCUGUGUUUAUUACAAGCAACAGAACCCAAUGUUUCUGUUAUCUUAUUGAGUUUUUCAAAUCUCACUGUCUCUAUAUUUGAUGUAUCGGUCUAAGAAUCCCUUGUUGAAUAUCCUGUUUUGGGUAUUUCUAAGAGUAUUACAGUCACCCAAUCUAAUACUUCAUUUGGUGUGCUUAGCAGUCAACCCUAUUUGGUUUACUAGAAAAAUUACAUAUUUAAGAUAUUUAAGUUUCAGACAUUAACAGACUUACCUAUCAAUAUUUUGCAAGUGGAACAUUGCAGAAAUGUGAACAGCCUCUGUCCUAUGAGAAUGGAUCUUACGUCAGUGAAUCAGUCAUUUUCAUCCCAACAAAUUGAAGUUGUUUGCUACAAGUUGUACUGUCCUGUCCCCCUCUGGAGGCCUCGAAUGUCAGUUUUACUAGAUUCAUUUUGUGGCUUUGGGAUCAAAAUAAUUUGUCUUUUAGCAUUUUGCCAAAGUCCACUUAGUGCAAUGAAUUAAAAUAGAUAUUAAAUUAAUAGAAUUGUAAAUUAUAUGUAAUAAUAGUAAUUAAGAUCUAAUGUUAUUAAUAAAGUCAGGGAAUACAGUGCAAGAACAGUUGUUGUUGAUUUCAUAGCAAAUUAAAACUGGUCAAAAAAAACUAAUUGAUAUUUUAACCUUGAAAGGAUUUAGAUAUCAUAGAGGAAUCCAACCUUUUAAGGAAAACAAACUGGCUUAAGAAGUAAAGUUUUUUGAAAACUCAAGUUUAGAAUAAGUGUUUGACAAAGAAAAGGAAAUCAGUCUAGGUUAGCAUAAUUACCAGGCUGAAUAAAGAAAUUGCCAGGUUGAAUGGUUUGUCAGUUAGUAAUUAAAACUCUGGAUCUGAUCUAA